AAUGCCUUCCAGUAAAGAGUGGGCUGUGUUUCCUCUCUUUAACUAAAACAGUACACUACACAUUCUCAUAAGGGAAGUCUGUUGUCACAUCGCUCACAUGUACCAUCGAAAAUAUUAAAGAUAACAAUGUUAAAGGUUGACUGAGGCAUUUCUUUAUAAAACAUGAUUUUUAAAGAGCGUAUACCACGAGUGGCUUGCUUCACUUUCAUUUUUAUAUUUGGGCUUAUUUUCACGUGGUCAUUUACCUUGGCGGAUGAUACGGGUAACUGUACAGCGAAUUUAGGUGAAGAUGAUGACUGUUGUAAUGGCAUGGAGGAGAACUUGCCCUGCGUAGAUGUUUUUAUUCGGAACUCUGCUGGAGUUAUGGAGCUUUGCCAUCAACUAUCAUUCUAUGACAAAGAGUGCAAUAAACAACCCCCUCCAUCUACUCUACAUGGUUUCAAUGCUGAAAAAAUGACCUGUAUUCUGGACAUAAAGAAUAAUCUCAGCUGUAAUUGGAAUAUAUCCGGUCUCCCUAAAAAUGCAGCAUACUCAGCAUAUGAAACCCAAGAUAACUUAAACCAGCAUUUAUAUUGUUCUCACAUCGUGGAAAAAGAAACUCUUGAAUGCCAUGGCCCUAUUGAUGUAACACAUCCACAAACAGUCAUCAUUAAAGUCAAUAUUUCCCUCCCAACUCUCUGGUAUAUUACUACAACAGGAUUUUUAUCAAGAAGAAUAGUAAAACUUCCUCCCCCACUCAACAUAUCAUCUGCCAUUUCAAACCAUCGAAAGAACUUAGAAAUAAACUGGACUCAUGGAAAGGAGUUAUCUACGAAUGAAGAAUGUUAUAAGCAUGAGUUACAGAUCAAUGAUGAGGUAGUUCCUUUGCCAGAUGGAGUGUCAUCAUUUAUUAAGCAAGAUGUAGACUUGACAAGAAAGUACAGCAUUAAAGUUAGAGUGCAGCUGACUGAGGGCUGCAGUGGUGGUGUCUACUGGAGCGACUGGAGCACUGUUCAUGAGGUUGGACCGUUUGAGAACAAGUACAGUGUGAAUCCAUGGGUAAUAACAGUUAUAGUGUUGAUCCUUCCAAUGUUCCUUUUGGCCAUCCUGUUGCUGUGCAAGUUUCAAAGGCUCCCAAAGAAGCUUUUUCCUCCCAUUCCCGGUCCAUCUGUAAAUGUGAAAAACCUUCUUGAGAAAGAACAUGACUUCCAGGAUUUUUCGGGCAAACACGUGGAACAUGAAACUGAAGUCGUGUAUGCAGAUGAAGAAAGGGACUGUUAGAUUCCAGUCUAUAUGUCAAAAUAUCAAACAAUCCCAGGAGACAGAUUACUGCACAUAAGAGGAUGAACUUAUUCUUUUGGUGUGUAAAAAACAUGAUUGUCAUGAAUGCACACAUUUAGAAAGAAAAUAAUUAAGUUCAAUAUGAAUCUUUUGCGGUUUUGUAAAUAUUUGUGGAAAAAUGGCUUUUUGUUCAUUUAUCUUUCAACAGCUGCUUUAAUUCUCUCAAUGUAUGAACUAAGCUUACAAUGUAUUGAGCAUAAAUGUUUUAAUAUAUUUUGUAUUUGGCUUUUAAGCUAAGAUUAUAACAUAAUUGUGACCCUGGACCACAAAACCAGUCAUAAGUGGCAUUUUUUUAUGGAUAUUUAUACAUAAAUAAGCUGUCAGUUAAAGGGAUGAAUAUGGAUAUUUUUCUUCCUCUCAUCGAUUACCUUCAGAGGGCCUUUUUUAACCCCUUGGAGCCGUGUGGAUUACGUCUGUAAAUUAUACACUUUUUGGCCUUCAAAGUCAGAAGUUGCUCCCUGUUAAUAAUAGAGCUCAAUCGAUAUAUCUGUUAUCCUGGUAUUUUCCCUUAUAUUUAAAGAUUUCCCAUUAUCGGAUAUCGGUUUUGCAAUAUCGGAUUGAUCGAUAAACACCGCCACCUUGUGGCUGUUUUGAGAACUGUGCGCUGGACGCCAUUUCGUUACAGGCAAAUAUGACAGCGAAGUGACGCGACUUCAUUAAAAGGAAUUUGAAUAUACUCACUUAUGCUUAUUGGUAGCCUUGUAAAAUCACGUUCACAUUGCUGUUCACUUACCGGGUUGAAGGCUGAAGCGCAGCCACCACAUGUAGCUAACUUUUAACGAGAUUUAUCCUAAGUUAUAUUAAAAUUUACAAACAUUAUUUUGCUAAAAACAUCUAAAUAAAUGUCUGUGGAUAUUAAUGAAUUAUUUAUUACCUCCACGAGCUAUCGCAGUUUGAUACAGUUAAUGCGUGAGUAAAAGCAUAGAUGAACAGCGCUUUGUCAACAGCCAUUGCAUAAGCUAUAACAACAAAAUAUGAAUUAUUCGGACAUAAAAUACCAGUUAAGAACUUCAAUGAUAUAUAAGCUGUUUUGUUUGUUAAUUUCCUGAAACGCGCAAGUUGAAAAAUCUGAACUUCGGUGGAUUUCCGUGUCGCGUUAAUCACUCAGGACCUUGCUGUAGUAGUGACGUGAUUACAGGAAGCGAGCAGAGUGGCGGAGUCUCAGCGAAGUUGCAGAAGCCCCUCCCAUGACGUGAAUUUCCGCGUGAAUGUCUCGAAUGACUAGAAUUUCAUGUGCGAAUAAAGCGAGUGAACUCAAAUGUUCAAGCGUCCAACUACGCGCGAAUAUAAUGGUGCAUUCCCACCAGUCACGGUAGAGGGGGCAAAAACGCGCUAUUCGCGCGAACCGCGCCAUUCGCCUUGCACUUACAGCGCCGCUGGAUGCUUAAUCGCGUCUUUGCAUUGACUUAACAUGAAUAUCACUCGCGCUUACCACGUCUACCGUGUCUGGUGUAAACCCUGUAUAAGGGUUUGUUCAGUUCAGUUCAGUGUUUGUAGUAAUUGUGUCAAAAAUAGUAGUAUAACAGUAAAAAAAAUCGGUUUAGCAUAUCGGUUAUUAGGCACAUAAGGAUUAAAAAAAAAACAGUAUCGGUUGAGCACUAGUUAAUACCAUAACAAUAUAAAGCUUGGAACAUUUUCUCUGUGUCUGUCCACUUUCUCUAAGAUCUGUCUGAGUCUGUCUGAAAAAAGAUAAUAAUGUACGUUGAGAAUGGCUUGAGAGUGGAUAAAUCGUGGGGUGAUUUUCAUUUUUCGCCAGAGUAUCCCUUUAAAGGGGUCAUAUUAUGAGAUUUUAUUAAAGAUGUAAAAUAAGUCUUUGGUGUCCCAAGAGUGCAAAUGUGAAGUUUUAGGAUAAAAUACCCCACAAAAAAUGUAUUAUAGCACGUUUUGGGGUGUGUCUUAUAAAAAUGCAAACGAGCUGAUGAAAUGCAAACACUGAUCGUCAUGAUGGUGGUUUUGUUGAAAUUGAAACCUCAAUAUUUUUUCUCUCUGCACUAAAUGGCAGUGCCGUGGUUGGAAAGUGCAGAUUAAGGGAUGGUAUCAUUGUAAUAAAAUUUGCUACCUACGUUACAAAGCAGGCGAAAUCCGAAUGACCUAAUUUUUCACUUGCUUGCAGAGAAUGGUUUACCAAAUUAUAGCACUUAAAGAAAAUAUAUUUCAUGCUAUGACCCCUUAAAAUGAGCUGAAGUCGUUAACAACACAUAAUUUUUUAUAUAUAUUUACGGUACGAAAUUAACAAAAUAUCUUCAUGGAACAUGAUCUUUAUUUAAUAUCAUAAUGAUUUUUGGCAUAAAAAAAUAUCUGUGCGAUUUAUGACUGGUUUUGUCACAGGGUCACUAUUCAUUCUUUAAGAUUAGCAGAUGCUUUUAUCCAAACUGAUUGUGCAAUUUCAAGUUAUACAUUAUAUCAGUAUGUGUCUUCCAUGGGAAUCAAACCCACAGCUGUUGCACUGCUACAAAUAUUUCUAAAUCAUUUUGGGAAAAAAUUACUGGUUUAAGUCCAGUUGUUGGACUUUGAACAUUUUAUUUUACGAAUAGGAAACUACACAAAAGGCAAUUCCCGCACACUAUCUGCUUGCUGAAAAUGUUUUUAAUAAUAGUUGCGUUGCAACGUUUCGAUCUUACGAUCUUCCUCAGGCAACUGGCAACGCAACUAUUAUUAAAAAAAUUUCAGCAAGCAGAUAGUGUGCGGGAAUUGCAUUUUGUGUAUGUUAUGAGACUUUUUGUCUUCUUAUCCUACGCACCUAUCUACUUCAGGUGUGCGACGCUAAUUUGUUCACGAAUAGGAAACUAAAAAUUUUUUUGACACGUAGUACGCUUUCAUGUCAUUACUUGUGACUUUUCUGUAACUCUGUAAAUAAUCAAAAUACUGUCUGGUUCAGAAGUUUCACCUCCAGAGAGGUUUUGUAACAGAGACGUUUAAAACUUAAACCUUUUUUAAAACAGGCGAAAGGAACUUUCAGCUGCUGCUAUCUUGUAAAAAUAUAUUCAUAUUUAUAUAUAAUCUACCCAUGAAUGACCAGCUUCAGUUUUAAUUCAAUCUGGCCAGCCUCAAACUGCAUCAUGGGCUUAACCAAAGGUCUGACUUUGGGGCAUAAACUUACUUGUAGUAGUAUUACGUAAUGCUAAUAGCCACAAAUGACAUGCUUCACCUUUUAAAAAGUGUUUGGGACUUUCCAAAGCCAUGAUCUCAUUUUUUUUGCAGUUCUGUCCUCUGUGGUUUGCGUAAAUAGCACUAUUUUUGCCCUUUUAAGGAAGGUACCGAUGUAAAGUAAAUGCAGGAAGGUAAAAAAGUUUUCACUGGGGCGGUACAAUUUCAAAAAGUACACUUUUGUACCUAAAAGGUGAAUAUCGGUACCUUCGGUGUACAUACUGGUUCCUAAAAACUACGUAUGGAAAUGGUAGGAACUUUCAAACGUUUUGUAAUUUUUUGUGAGCGUGUAAAAGGGUCCAUUAAAAUGUUUCAGAAAAAUGGUGGAGUGCCCCAUGUGUGUUAUUUUGAUAUGAUAAUUCAUUACUUUAAAUAUAAUUUUGAAUAAAAGUGGUUUUAAGUGUU
Molecule: messenger RNA, 4872 nt
Organism: Misgurnus anguillicaudatus (oriental weatherfish)
Lineage: Eukaryota; Metazoa; Chordata; Actinopteri; Cypriniformes; Cobitidae
Source: RefSeq, a predicted model, not a curated record